UCGUGACUUAUCGUCUCCGCUCUAUCUUGAUCCCGAAAUACCUCCGAAAACCUCUUAUCAGAUGAUGCCAUCAAAUCCGAAGAAGCGACAGCGCGUGUUACAUCACCGCUAUUUAUCCUCCGCCAACGCCUCCGCCACCACCACGCGCCUCUCCUCCACCGCAGCUCUCAUCGAUUCCUUCUCCGACAAAACCAUCACAGAAACCUCCCAGAAGCUCCGUCGCACAUCCUCUCAUCCUCUCUUUCCAUCCUCCACUUCAUAUUCAUCGUACGCAUUUACCACCACCAACGCCGACACCUCGUUCAACGACCCCACCACCGCUGAUGUCAUCCUUCGCCUUUUCCUUGACGCUACAGCCCCCUUUACAGAUGGUGAUGGUUGCUUUUCCUCCGUCGGUGAACAAUCUGACGUCCAGAUCUACCUUCAUUCUCAAGUCCUCCGUCGUGCGAAGUAUUUCUCUGCCCUAUUAUCUGAUCGCUGGCAACCCAACUCUUCCGCCAUUGAAUCCAAUUAUCCAAAUUCCAAUGGCAAGAGUUUGAUCUCUCUCAAAUUCGGGGUUCAGCCUACUCAGGGCUCCAUGGAUGUUCAUUUAACCGUGCUUGAACUCCUUUACACCGACGAUUUUACCACCGUAAUAAACUCUGCAUCCACGGCUCUUGAUAUUCUACCUGUGGCGUUAGAGUUGUUAUUCGAAGAUUGCGUGAAGAAUUGUGUUAAAUUCCUGGAAGCGGUCCCGUGGAGCGAAGAAGAGGAGAAACGUGUGCUCAGCUUGAUUCCUUUUUUGCGUGAAGAGGAAUCUCAAGAGCUUUUAGCUAGGACUUCACCGGGGAAGGAUGAUUCGUGCGAGGAAAUGCUUCACGGAUUGAUAUUAGCUGCAAUUCAUAACCAUCCAAACAUGGCUUUCGUGAAGGCAUUUGUGGCUAAAUUGUUGAGGGAAUUUUCGUCGAGAGAGUCCGCUAGGAGAGUUCUGGAGAGAGCUUUUGAGGAGAGUUUGAAGAUUGUGAAGGAAUCGCUUGAGGAGUACUCAAGUCCUGAUUUUAGAGGGGAUCACAAUGAGACGGAGGCAAUACAGAGAUUGAAUCUGCACACGGCCUUGACUAAUGGGAAGCAUUUGCUGUGGCUGGUGGAGAGGAUGAUUGAGCUGAAGGUGGCGGAUAGUGCGGUGAAGGAGUGGAGUGAGCAGUCGGCUUUCACAGCUGAUUUGCAGCGUGCGUUUCGUGAUGAUGCAUGGAGGAAUAUUGUGCCGGGUCUUCCUGCUGUUGUGCUUCGUUGUACAUUGAAGCUUGCCAAUGCGGUUGCUGCUGGGACCAUUUUGGCUGCUAGACAGGUGAGGAUGAAGCUUGUAAAGGACUGGCUUCCUGUUCUGAUUGUAUGCAAAGACAACGUGUCACCGAUGUCGCCUAGUCAUAAAUCACUGUACAUAGAGCUGGAAGAAACAUUCCUAAGAAUUAUCUCUACGCUGCCAAUGUCAGAUGCACAAGAGUUGUUGCAGCAGUGCCUCAGCUUCUCAACUCGAAAUGUUGAAGAUUGCCCUCAUUUGGUCUGUGCAUUCAACACUUGGUUCCGCCGUGCAAUGCAACCACCACAAGGGAACCUUUGAUAGAGAGAUGGACAGUUUUUUGUUGAGAACUGUAGCCUCUGCUUCUGAAUUCUAGAUUUUUGUCAAUAUUGUGUAUAAUGCUCUGAUGUUUGUAUUAUCGCAUAGUUUACUCUGUAUAUAUACCACGAAUCUGCAUCAGGAGAAAACUAUAUGCUUUCUCUUCAUUUCUUAUACUCUUCAUUUUGGGGCAAUACCCAUGGUUUUUGAAAAAUGAUGGUGGCCUUCAUUGCAUGGUUUUUGCUA
Jatropha curcas is the source of this 1843-nucleotide messenger RNA. RefSeq names its product BTB/POZ domain-containing protein At1g63850. The record is from RefSeq and is a predicted model, not a curated record. NCBI's taxonomy places the organism in Eukaryota, Viridiplantae, Streptophyta, Magnoliopsida, Malpighiales, Euphorbiaceae.